AUGCAAAAUUGGAUAAAAAAAUUUCAACAAUAUCGAUCAGAUGUUAGAUAUGAAGGUGCUGCAAAAGAAGUUGAUAAUCCAUCUGAAUUAGAAGUUCAAUUAUGUGAGCACUUUACUGUUGUUGAAAAAGAAGAUGAAUCAUCAUAUUCAGUAUCUUCAUUGUUAUAUGAAAUAAAUAGAUUUGAUGCAUUAAUGUUUGAAGAAAUAGAAGCUAUUUUAAGUUAUGAAGCUAUGUUUAAAGACAUUCCUAAUAGAUUAUUAUGUUGA
This is a messenger RNA of Racocetra fulgida, 267 nucleotides long. The record is from the annotation of a GenBank genome assembly. NCBI's taxonomy places the organism in Eukaryota, Fungi, Glomeromycota, Glomeromycetes, Diversisporales, Gigasporaceae.